UUAUGAUAGCCUGUUGUUUUGGUCCUCACAACAUUGAAAGGUAAUUCCUCAGAAAGUUGUGACAAUAUUAUCUGACAACAUUGUGACAAAUAUGUAAGAACGACGUUAUGUUGUGCAUGGAACUCCAUAGAAUUUUGCUAAGUUGCCGACAGGUAGUCAUCACGCCGUAUGGCAACGUUACUGAAUAAUGAGGUCCUGACGACCUUAUUUAGACAAGCAACCCACCACGUAUCCAGACUCUUCUACCUCUGGCAAUAGCAGGCUGUUGAUGUUGUCUCUGGUCUGCAUGCUCCAUCUUUAGGAACACGAUGAUGUCACUGGCCCACUCAGGCUCAGCAUCACUACUCUAAGCAGCCAGCAGAGCCAUUUUGGCUUCUGCGUUACAGAGUACACACAGUACUCUCCUCACCCAGCCUCUCCCGGAUCAAGUAGGCCUCAUCGGGAACACAGAAUACCCCCUCCCCUUACCCCCCGUGGACCAUCUCUAAGUGGGGAGUGAGGACAAGGGGGACGUUCUCUGAUUAUCUGAGGCAGGGGCUUUGAAAGCCAGACAAAGAGGCACUACUGGCAGCAAAUCAACCGGUUUGCUGUGUAGUUACCAGCUUAGGAAGCCAGAGAAGCAGCACUGUAAAAGCAGGUGUGAGGCCUGGUCUGGACAGUGCGCAGUGGGACCCGUAAAGAGGCACCAUGGCAGGGGCCUCGGUGAAGGUGGCGGUGCGUGUCCGCCCCUUCAACUCACGGGAGAUGAGCAAAGAGAGCAAGUGUAUUAUCCAGAUGUCAGGAAACACAACCACUAUCCUCAACCCAAAAGUACCCAAAGAGACCAAAAGCUUCAACUUUGAUUAUUCCUACUGGUCACACACCUCGCCAGAGGACAUCAACUAUGCCUCUCAGCAGCAGGUGUACAGAGACAUUGGGGAGGAAAUGUUACUCCACGCCUUCGAGGGCUACAAUGUUUGCAUCUUUGCAUAUGGCCAGACAGGUGCAGGCAAAUCAUAUACGAUGAUGGGUAAACAAGAAAAGGACCAGCAAGGAAUCAUUCCACUGCUGUGUGAAGACCUUUUCACCAAGAUUAAUGACAGCAAUAAUGACAACAGCAUGUCUUACUCUGUAGAGGUCAGUUAUAUGGAGAUUUACUGUGAGCGUGUGCGAGACCUCCUGAACCCCAAAAACAAAGGCAACCUCCGUGUAAGAGAGCAUCCAUUAUUGGGCCCGUAUGUGGAAGAUCUGUCAAAACUUGCUGUCACAUCAUACAACGAUAUUCAAGACCUGAUGGACUCAGGAAAUAAGGCCAGGACCGUGGCUGCCACCAACAUGAAUGAAACGAGCAGUCGCUCUCAUGCUGUAUUCAACAUCAUCUUCACCCAGCAGCGCCAUGAUGCCGAGACGGACAACACCUCUGAGAAGGUCAGCAAAAUCAGUCUGGUGGAUUUAGCCGGGAGUGAGAGAGCCGAUUCCACUGGAGCCAAAGGCACUCGGCUCAAGGAAGGAGCAAACAUCAACAAAUCCCUCACCACACUGGGGAAAGUCAUUUCAGCUCUGGCUGAGGUGGAUUCUGGAUCAAACAAGAACAAGAAGAAAAAGAAGGCGGAAAGUUUCAUCCCCUACAGAGAUUCCGUGCUGACUUGGUUACUAAGAGAAAAUCUUGGUGGAAACUCCCGCACUGCAAUGGUUGCCGCCCUCAGUCCCGCAGACAUCAACUACGAUGAGACCCUCAGUACUCUAAGGUACGCAGACAGAGCCAAGCAGAUCCGAUGCAAUGCUGUUAUUAACGAGGACCCGAACAACCGGCUGGUGCGGGAGCUGAAGGAGGAGGUGUCUCGCCUGAAGGAGCUCCUCUAUGCCCAGGGCUUGGGUGACAUCAUAGAGACAUAUCGAGGUCCAGUCGAUGACGACUCUGGUUUGAAAUACUUAUCCGAUUACAAGAACAAUAACAAUACUGGCCAAGCUGUCAAUCAAAGAGGUGAUCUCUCCACAGUGACCAAUGCCAUGACGGGGAUGAGUCCCUCCCCCUCUCUCUCCGCUCUGUCCAGCCGGGCUGGAUCCAUCAGCAGUCUGCGUGACCACAUCAUGUUCAGUCCUGGGAGUGAGGAGGCCAUUGAGCGACUCAAGGAAACAGAGAAAAUCAUUGCAGAACUCAAUGAAACGUGGGAGGAGAAGCUUCGACGUACAGAGGCUAUCAGGAUGGAAAGAGAGGCCCUGCUUGCUGAGAUGGGUGUGGCCAUCAGAGAAGAUGGAGGCACCGUUGGCGUCUUUUCACCCAAGAAGCCAGCACAAAGAAAACCUCAGCCCAUCUUUAUAGACAGUGUUGGGUUAUUCUCCCCAAAUGAGACUCCACAUCUAGUGAAUUUGAAUGAAGAUCCUCUAAUGUCUGAGUGCCUUCUCUACUACAUCAAAGAUGGAAUCACCAGGGUUGGAAGAGAAGAUGCAAUGACAAGGCAAGACAUUGUCCUCAGUGGCCACUUCAUAAAGGAUGAACAUUGUAUUUUCACCAGCACAACAGGACCUAUGGGAGAAGCAGUGAUAUUAGAGCCGUGUGAAGGAGCCGAGACCUACGUCAACGGGAAGAAAGUGACAGAGCCCACUGUCCUCAGAUCAGGGAACCGCAUCAUCAUGGGCAAGAGUCAUGUGUUCCGCUUUAACCACCCGGAGCAAGCGAGGCAGGAGCGGGAACGGACGCCCUGCGCAGAAACCCCUGCUGAGCCUGUGGACUGGGCCUUCGCACAGAGAGAGCUGCUUGAGAAACAGGGCAUUGAUAUGAAACAGGAGAUGGACCAGAGGCUUCAGGAGCUGGAGGAUCAGUACCGCAGAGAGAGGGCGGAGGCCAAUAAUCUUUUGGAGCAGCAGAGAUUAGAUUAUGAAAGCCGGCUGGAGGCCCUGCAGAAGCAGGUUGAUCGUUGUUACCCUGAAGCAGCAGAAGAAGAGGAGGAACCUGAGGAGGAAGUGCAAUGGACUGAGAGGGAGACUGAGCUGGCUCUGUGGGCAUUCAGAAAGUGGAGGUGUUAUCAGUUCACCUCCCUCAGAGACCUUCUCUGGGGCAAUGCUAUCUUCCUCAAAGAGGCCAAUGCAAUUAGCGUGGAACUCAAGAAGAAGGUGCAGUUCCAGUUUGUGCUUUUGACUGACACACUAUACUCUCCACUGCCCCCUGACCUGCUGCCGCCUGAGGCAGCUAAAGAUCGUGAGAAAAGUCCAUUCCCCCGCACCAUUGUGGCUGUAGAGGUGCAGGACCAGAAAAACGGAGCCACACAUUACUGGACCCUGGAGAAACUCAGGCAGCGUUUGGACCUGAUGCGGGAGAUGUAUGACCGUGCUGCAGAAGUACCCAGCAGUGCUAUAGAAGACUGUGACAGUGUGCUGACAGGUGGCGACCCUUUCUAUGACCGUUUCCCCUGGUUCCGUCUCGUUGGAAGCAACCCCCUAUUCACCUCAUGCCUUAGUGAGCAAGCGAGUGACCGCACGGCAUCCCCUGACCUCUCUGAACCCACCACCACCUCCGAAGUCACUGAGCUCGUCCAGUCACGGCUCUGUGGAGGGGUGGGGGCGGAGUCGGAGGACUGCAGCGAUGAUCUUUUGUCCGAUGACCUGUGCUCCGAGCUCGGCGACGAAGACGAUGAGGAUGAAGAUUUUGAGGAUGAUGAGAGGGGUCUUUGCCGAAGCUCCGGCGAUGCGGAGGACCCCUUUUACGAGCGCUCUCCUUUGUUCAGUGUAGUGGGAAGGGCCUUUGUGUAUCUGAGCAAUCUGCUGUAUCCUGUGCCGUUGGUACAUCGAGUAGCCAUCGUCAGUGAGAAAGGAGAGGUCAAGGGUUUUCUGCGAGUAGCUGUGCAGGCAAUAUCAGCUGAUGAGGAAGCACCUGAUUAUGGCUCCGGUGUACGGCAGUCCGGAACCGCCAAGAUAUCCUUUGAGGACCAGCAGUUUGAGAAGUUCCAGGCAGACUCCUGCCCUGCCAGUCUGUCUCGCACAGGACUUUCUCAGGAGGAGUUGCGGAUUGUGGAGGGUGAGGGGCAGAAUGCAGAGAUGGUGCCCUCUGCAGAUGAAGUCAACAAUAACACUUGUGCAGCCAACCCAGAAGACCUGGACAGCCCAGUUAAGUCAGGUUUGGAUGGUGUUCUAGAUGGAACUCUGGAACACCUGAGGAUUGGAGAGGUUUUCACAUUCAGGGUCACUGUGCUCCAAGCUUCCAGCAUUUCUGCAGAGUAUGCAGACAUCUUCUGCCAGUUUAAUUUUAUCCAUCGACAUGAUGAGGCAUUUUCCACAGAACCGUUGAAGAACACUGGGCGAGGUCCACCUCUGGGCUUCUAUCAUGUGCAGAAUAUUGCUGUGGAGGUUACCAAGUCUUUUGUGGAGUACAUAAAGACCCAGCCUAUUGUGUUUGAGGUGUUUGGGCACUAUCAGAAGCAGCCUUUCCCUCCUCUGUGCAAAGAUCUUAUCAGCCCAUUGCGUCCAUGCAGAAGACAGUUUCCAAGAGUUAUGCCUCUGUCCAAACCAGUACCUGCUACAAAGCUGACAACGCUCACAAGACCCACUGCAGGACCCUGCCACUGUAAAUAUGACCUGAUGGUGUUCUUUGAGAUCUGUGAGCUGGAGGCCAAUGGAGACUACGUCCCUGCUGCAGUCGACCAUAGAGGUGGAAUGCCCUGCCAUGGCACUUUCCUAUUACACCAGGGAAUCCAAAGGAGAGUGACUGUGACUAUUGUGCAUGAGACUGGGAGUGACAUUCAGUGGAAGGAGGUUCGUGAGCUGGUUGUAGGCCGCAUCCGGAACACACCUGAAGCAGAUGAGAGCAUCAUUGACCCCAAUAUUCUCUCCCUCAACAUUCUGUCUGCUGGAAACAUCCGCCCAGCCCCAGAUGACAGACAGUUUCUUGAUUCGGACAUGCCUAGGACGUUCUACCGUUUUGAAGCUGCCUGGGAUUCAUCCAUGCACAAUUCACUCCUGCUGAACCGAGUGACUCCAUAUGGGGAGAAAAUCUACAUGACUGUCUCUGCUUACCUGGAGAUGGAGAACUGUACACAGCCUGCAGUUAUAACCAAAGACUUCUGCAUGGUGUUCUACUCACGGGAUGCCAAGCUCUCAGCAUCACGCUCUAUCAGAAACCUCUUCAGCAGUGGAAGCCUGAGGCCAUCUGAAGGAAACCGAGUUACUGGAGUGUAUGAGCUCAGUUUGUGCCACCUGGCAGAUGCAGGCAGCCCAGGGAUGCAGAGGAGACGCAGGCGGGUGCUGGACACGUCAGUGGCGUAUGUGCGAGGGGAGGAGAACCUGGCAGGUUGGAGGCCUCGCAGUGACAGCCUCAUCCUGGACCACCAGUGGGAGCUGGAGAAGCUCAGCCUCCUGCAGGAGGUGGAGAAAACCCGGCACUACCUCCUCCUGAGGGAGAAACUGGAGUCCACCCUGCUGCUGGGCCAGGAGCCGUUGCUGUCCUGCGGGAAUGAAGAUCCCGCCGAGUCCUCUUCCCCCGCGGCCCACCCAGGGUUGAGCCACAGCCCUGAGACUACACCCAGACCAGACACCCCCAAUGAGAGGCAGCGUGAACUCGCAGCCAAGUGUUUGCGUCUGCUGACCCACACCUUCAACAGAGACUACAGCCACGUGUGUGUGAGUGCAAGUGAGAGCAAGCUGAGUGAAAUGUCUGUAACUCUGAUGAGAGACCCCUCAGCCACAGCUCUCAAUACCCUCACACCUUCCUCCACCUGUCCCUCACUGGUGGAAGGUCGCUAUGGCAGCAACACUGAACUCAGACCCCCAACACCUCGCUCCCGUGCUAUCAGCCCUAGUCCAGACUCUGCGCCUGAGGGAGAGGGCAAGAAAUCCCCCAGCGGAGCCCCGGAGUCCAAACCGAGGGUCCACACAUUUGUCCCUGACAUUCAGGAGAUCCGUGUCAGCCCCAUUGUGUCAAAGAAGGGCUAUCUGCACUUCCUAGAGCCACACACUAAUGGGUGGGUGAAGCGUUACGUGGUGGUGCGCAGGCCGUACGUCUACAUCUACAAUUCAGAGAGAGACACAGUGGAGAGAGCCAUCCUCAACCUAUCUUCUGCCCAAGUGGAGUACAGUGAGGAUCAGCAGGCUAUGCUGAAGACUCCCUACACAUUUGCAGUGUGCACAGAGCAUCGUGGGAUACUGCUCCAAGCCAGUAAUGACAAAGAGAUGCACGACUGGCUCUAUGCUUUCAACCCUCUCCUUGCUGGAUCUAUCAGGUCUAAACUUUCCAGAAGAAGAGCAGGUCAGAUGAGGCUUUGAGAGAAUCACACACAUAUACCUGCGGUACUGCUGUCUAAGAAGAGGACAAAACCCACAAAAGCAAAAGACUAUCCUUGUAAAUAGAGCUCCUGAAUCUCCGGUUCCUGUGCUCAGUCCCGUCUCUAACCCUCAACACCCUUUGCUCUUCCUGUGUGUACCUGCACUCACCCUGUCUAGCACUAAGCACCUGUGUACUAAUGGCUCCAAUCGUGUGUCUGCAGGGGCCUGGAUACUCAACCCAUAACCCUCCUAAAAAGCUAAAGCCAGUACCUUUUGGGGGUAUUCAGAUUCAAAUAGCAGUGGAGAAUAGAAGCGUUUGCUUAGCUUCAUCAUAAAUGCUUAUAUAGUCAUUAAUGCUCCAGAGCAAAUGAAACAGGAGAGGUGUUGGCGACACUUACUUCCAAAGCUGUCUGUUCAUGAGAAACAUGGUUUAACUGGAUUUGUUGCAAUGAGGAAGGUAAUACACGUACCCAGCAGGCUGUGCCUCGUCUAGAGUUUGGAGAAAGAAAAAGAUAAUUCAAACAUUGCUGUCACAUUGCCUUAUUGUGUUAUUCUUUUCGUGUGAGAGUCUACAGGAUUACAACUUUCAAACUGGUCAGUAUUUAAGUCAGUAAACCAUGUAUUUAUUUUGUCAGUCAGCUGAUAGAACUGCUCAAAAACAAGUGACACUCGUCAAAGGAACAGAUUCAUCCUAGCUAGUGCAGAUUUUGGCCAGUGUGGAGGUGCCCAUAAAUAGUUAUGUAACUUUAUUAUAUUUCCCAUAAAGAAUAAUCUGGACUGAUGAGGAAAUGUAUGGCACAAGUGACAACUGUUCAUGUGAUUUCCUCAUAGCUGUGUGUAAACAAAACAUGGGUAGAUGUUUGAACAGAGCUGGACAGUCACUUUGAGUCAUGCUGGUGUCGUAUCUGAAAAUGUAACGUAAUCCAGUCUAAUAUUUUCUAGAAGGUACAAGGUGUCCCUUAAUGAACUUAUCUAUGGUUGAAUUACUUUAUAUUAAAAAUCUUAUGGAGUUAGAUAUUUAUUUAACAUGCAUUUAUUUAUUUCAUUGUGUAUUUAUUGACAAAAAACAUUUUGAAGUUUAGUGCAAUCUCUGCAUAAAGCACUUUUUAUCAUGAGUUUUACUAACCUCUUACCUAUGUAUCAUGCUACUCUCCCUGCUCAAUCCCCCGAAAGACUUUCGAGGAAAUAGGACAGGAGUUGAUGCUGGGACAGCUGCUACUAGAAGUAGAUUACUUGAAUUUUUAAUUUAUUUUGAAUGGUUGAAAUCAAGGAAAGGGCCUGUUUGUGAGAUCAGUUGUCUAAAAGAUAGAGGAUCAUUACCCAGAACACUUAAAAAACAUAAAGUCUGUACAAUCUCCAAUGUUAAAAGCAGGUUUUGUGGUUUAAAGGUGUAGUAUUUUGUACAGGCUCCCCAGGUUUGGAAUGGGAUAUGAUUUUAGUGCCUCUUCUUUAAGCAUAUCUGCUGUACACCUGUUGCUUUUUAAUAUUCUCAUCUACAUUCUCAUUUGCUGCUUUUACAGUUCUCCCUUUUCCAGUCAGCCCACUAGCCUCUCUUUACGCUCACAGGCAUAUUUACACAGUUCUGGAGUUGUAAAUUGAGUUUACAUGUUAUGCAUUUAGUGCAAAGUCAUAUUAGCGUUUUUUCUAAGCAUAUGUAGUGAUCGGUCUGAUGUUUCUACUCCUUGUUCACACAAAUUGACCCAUUUACAAUUUUUGGCUCCUACUUGGAGAUGGAGCUAAUGUACAGUGUUUGUGAUGCACCAUAUAUUGGAUCUCAACACACACAGAAAAACCUAUUCAGUCCCAAAAUCCCUGUUUAAAACAUCAAAUUACCUCAGUUUAGAUACUCUUGCGGUGGCACUUAGAGACUGUGAGUUUAGAGGCUGCACUACUGCGUUUUAAUGGCACUCAUAGGUUUAAUAAUUAGGGUCUCAUUAUUGGUAUGUGUGUGAUGUAACCGUUGGCUUAAUGCUUUACGAGGUGUGCAAACUCAACGGCUUCGUGUCUGUGUUGUUACUGAAAUGCCACUGUUUGUGUAAGAGUGAAAAUCUGUGUCCACAUCGCCUCACUGCGAGUGUUGGUUAACUGUAGCUUCGUCGUGGCCAAGUUAAAUUUCCAGGAAUGUUCAGCACCACUGAUUUGCGCUGUUGUGGUUGGUCGUACUCACUCGUGUUUUCAUGAUCUCUUUUCUCAUUUGUUGAUUCAGUGCUGAGUUUGUUUAGACAGAGGGACUUGUGAAUUAGGCUGGGGGGGUUUUGUUGCCCUGACCUUGACUUGGGCAGUCACUGGAGCAGAGGCCCAGUAUCCCUGUUUGCUAUAGCCAAGCCAGAUGGACUAUGAUGUGGUGUGAGAUGAUUGGAGGAUUCCCUGGGCUCCCCUUUGGGACAGGUACAGGCAUGACAGAGGCCAGCAAACCUCCAGAGCAUGCUCAGUAAGACCCAGGGAUUCUGGCAGUUUGAGACAACAAUUGGUCAGAGGUUUCAGUGUUGAAGUUAAAUGUAUACGUCUAUCACUUGAGGUUCUUAUGUAGAUUCAUUUGUAGUAGGGCUGCACAAUAUGGACAAGAAUAUAUUGUAAUUAUGUGAAUAUAUAUUGUGAUCUGGUGACUGCAGUAUACAAAUGAACCUAUAAUGCAAGAUAGUUCAUGAUUGGUCUGCAUCAUGUUGAACAAAAUUAUUCAUGUUUCUUUGAUCAUGUGAAUACCUCAGUUCAUCACACCAGUAGAAACUUAUCUGGAUUAUCCAACAUUGGCCAAAAUGCUCACAGUUAACAAUAAAACAGUCAGUGGUUGGUUAGAGAGGUCAUUGGUUACCAGGCUUCGUGAUAUUAAUACAGAAACAACAUAUUGUGCAGCCCUGAUUUCUAGUUUAUUCCUUUAGUUAAACACCCUAUAUACUAUCUGACCAAUCAUUUGAGCCACUUGGACAUAUCAGGGCUACUUACUAUAUUGUUAUCCACAGAGUUCACUAUGGAAAUGCACUCUUUGCAGUGAACAUUAUUUAACUAUGUGCAGUCCUCUUUAACAGUUUCAGAUGAAAAUUUUCAAACUCUACGUAUUGGUCUACAUUUGUGCAUGAAAUUUGAUUGCAGAGUUGUCUGAUCCAUUCACAUAUCUCUUAA
Molecule: messenger RNA, 9354 nt
Organism: Colossoma macropomum (tambaqui)
Lineage: Eukaryota; Metazoa; Chordata; Actinopteri; Characiformes; Serrasalmidae
Gene: kif1aa
Product: kinesin family member 1Aa
Exons: 53
Coding region: 688-6234 (1848 amino acids)
Biological process (GO): microtubule-based movement
Molecular function (GO): ATP binding; microtubule motor activity; microtubule binding
Source: RefSeq, a predicted model, not a curated record